Lolium rigidum is the source of this 1140-nucleotide messenger RNA. RefSeq names its product haloacid dehalogenase-like hydrolase domain-containing protein Sgpp. Bases 397 to 1140 code for a protein of 247 amino acids. The record is from RefSeq and is a predicted model, not a curated record. The transcript has 6 exons. NCBI's taxonomy places the organism in Eukaryota, Viridiplantae, Streptophyta, Magnoliopsida, Poales, Poaceae.
CACAGAUGCUCAUGUGCCAAAGGCACUUUUCGCUCAUAAGCAUAAUAUAUACUCCUAGACUUUUGAUCUUUAUACUACCAGUCUAUGAAACUAACUACAUGCAUGUAUAAAUAGUAUUUCGAGCGGAAUAGCCAAUUUCUCGGAGGAGAAGAAGGGGAAACAUCGGUGUAUCUGAAGACAACCUGCAGAUUUUACCUGACAGAUGAGAAGACGAGGCCAAAGAAACGGAACGUACGGUACGGGCCACAAAACCAGGGGAAGGCAUCCGGUUGGAAGCCUCCCUAUAAGAGGAAGGAAGGGGCCACAGCCAGACUCUCCCCGCCACCACAAGAUUCAUUCCACGAUCGCGCGGCCAGUCCCUGAUUCGGAGGAGUCCACGAUCCUGAUCCUACUGCUAUGGCGGCUCCCAACGGCGUCAGUCCUCUCGCGGCGACUGUUCCGGUUGAGGCGGUUUUGUUCGACAUCGAUGGAACCCUCUGCGAUUCGGACCCUCUUCACCAUGUGGCCUUCCAAGAAAUGCUUCUCGCGAUUGGGUACAACAAUGGCGUCCCGAUAGACGAGGAGUUCUUCAUCAAAAACAUUGCUGGGAGGAGCGAUGUUGAAGCUGCGCAAAAUCUGUUCCCAGACUGGCCACUUGAGAAGGGCCUGAAGUUCCUUGAGGACAAGGAAACCAAAUAUAGAAGUCUGGCGAUGGAGCGCUUGGAGCCUGUAAACGGCCUGGGCAAGGUGGUUCAGUGGGUGAAAGAUCACGGCUACAAGCGUGCUGCAGUGACCAAUGCCCCCAGGAUCAAUGCUGAGCUGAUGCUCAAACUUCUUGGUCUGUCAGACUUCUUCCAGGCCGUGAUCGUUGGAGGCGAAUGCGAGAAGCCAAAACCCGCCCCCUUCCCGUACCUCAAGGCCCUCAAGGAGCUCGGUGUGUCUGCAGAACACACCUUCAUCUUCGAGGAUUCCGCUUCGGGCACACGUGCAGGCGUUGCCGCGGGAAUGCCUGUUGUCGCUGUGCUGACGAGGAACCCAGAGAACUCCCUGCAGGAGGCCGGGGCCGCGCUCAUAGUCAAGGACUACGCGGACCCCAAGCUCUGGAGUGCCCUCGAAGAGAUCGACGCAGCGGAAGCUAAGCUGAAGAGCGUCGGAGCUUGA